AUGGUUUUUUUGUGUUUCACUUAUGAAGUCCUUGGUAGUGAAGUUGUGUUUGGCUCCUCGUUUACCACAAAUGGCUUUACGACAAAUGAAGGAUGGAAUGAAUAUGUAAAUAGAAGCGUAGUCUUAACUGCUGAAGCUUAUGAGGGUUAAAACUAUUUUGGAUUGAAUGCAUUCGCAGGAUAAUUGUUGAACGCAGAUGGAAUAUCUAAAAUGUUCUAUUCAUUGCCACCUCAUUAUGCGAUUAGAGUUAAGGGGACGACUAUGAUUAAAAUUACUGGUGAAUAUGCUUAAAAUAUGGGAGGAAUCAUAGUUGAUGGCAAAAUUUCUAUGACCAACUUUAUGAGAGUGUACUAUCGGGAUCCUAAUAACCAAAAUAUUUAUAUAAAAAGUAAUUUUGAUGUAACUGAGUUUCACCAUGCUACUUCAGCCUUAAUUUAAGUUUAAUUUGGAUCGGAUGAAAAAAAUCAAACAUACUAUGGCCUAAGAGACUUUUACUUUUAUGUUGAAACAUGUCCAAGUGGAUGCGAAUCAUGUGAUAAUGCAUUGGUUUGUAACAGUUGGAAACUGCAAUAUAGAUCAUUAAUUGGUCAACAAAUUUUAACAUUUGACACAGAAGGAUGGUUUAUAAGUACUAAGUUUAAUAAUGCGGACAAAAACACUUAUAUGUCUCUAGAAAACUGUCAUAGCACCAGCUUUGAUACUCCCUACUUUGGUUUCGGUUUAUUAAAUUAAUAAAUUACUAAAACCAUAGAAUUGCCUCUCCAUUAUAAAGUCAAGAUUUCCUAUCACUAGUUAUUAUACGACACUCUCCCUAGAUAUUCAUACAAUUGGGUGAUGGAAAUUGAUGGAAUCAUAAUUACAACAAAAUCUUUUGGUUUUAUUCUAAGCACACCACCUCAUCUUUGUAUUUUUGAAUAUUCUGAUGCUGGUCCAUCUGGAGAAAUUUAUGAUUCUAUUAAAUUUGAAGCAAGUCAUACCAAACAAUUUUUAACCUAUUCCACUUAUCCCACUAAUUACAUAUUUAGUGAUUCAAAAAUAAAAUGGGGAAUACGAGAUUUUGAAGUUUAUAUCAAAAAAUGUGAUGUUUCAUGUAUAUAUUCUUGCAAAGGGCCAGGUCCUUAAGGUUGUAUAGAUGAUGUUCGUUAUAAUUUGUUUCUAUUCUAUUCGGUAUUUACAGAGACAACUUUUACUAAUUAUGAUGGUUGGCAAAUGAUAAAGGCAACCCCGUUAUCAAUUAAAAAUUGUAUGGAUAGUCUUGUUGCUGCUGCUACUUUCUUUUAAGGGGGCAAUUACUUUCAAAAAACCUAAUAAUUAACACAAACUCAUACUUCGAUUUCAAUUUCAUUUACUUUUUACUAGAUUGAUUAGUUUACAGGGGAAAAACUGUUUGUAUUGGUAGAUGAUGUUGAAGUCAAAUAAGUGUCCUUAAUUACAGCGACAAUUAAUGAUGGACUUCCUUUUUGUGGAAGCAAUGCUGAUUACGACAAAAGAAUAGUUGUUAAUAUUCCUGGAAUCGCUCAUUCAUAAAAUAUACUAAUUGUACAAAUAUACACUAAUUAACUUGCAGGAGCAACUGGUUAUUGGGGAAUAAGGAACUUUGCAUUAACAAUUGAUAAGAGGUAGAUGCCAACUGAAUUUACAGAUUACAUUUUAGAUAGCAAUGAUUACAAGGAUUGGGUAUACACACCAACCACAUUUUAAUUAACUCUUUGUUCUUCCAAAACCUUUUUUGGAGGCACUUCAUCAUUAGAUUAGAAUUCAAGUUUGAGAAAAAUCAUUAAAAACAUUCCUGAACAUGAAAAAAUUAAAAUUUAAUUCAAAAUUGUACUCAAAGCAGUAACUGAUUAAAAUAUCAUCCUAGUCUUUGAUAUUGAUGGAAAGCGAGCAUUUGAAAAAUAUCUUCAACCUAAAACUAUGAAGUAUUGCGAUGCAUCUACUAACAGUUACUUUUACUCAAUAGAAGAAAUAUACGAUCACACAAAUUCUCAAGUAUUUUUGUUAAUUUCCACCAGCAAUUCGGUAAGUAUGACAUGGGGUAUAAGAGACUUUAAAUUAAGUUAUUAUGAAAGAUUAAUCUAUACAGGUUGA
This is a messenger RNA of Paramecium tetraurelia, 2088 nucleotides long. RefSeq lists its product as uncharacterized. The transcript has 4 exons. Lineage: Eukaryota; Ciliophora; Oligohymenophorea; Peniculida; Parameciidae. The record is from RefSeq and is a predicted model, not a curated record.